This is a messenger RNA of Zalophus californianus (California sea lion), 1126 nucleotides long. It is a transcript of the gene CSN2, whose product is annotated as casein beta. Lineage: Eukaryota; Metazoa; Chordata; Mammalia; Carnivora; Otariidae. The record is from RefSeq and is a predicted model, not a curated record. The transcript has 9 exons. Gene Ontology annotation, cellular component: extracellular region. The coding region runs from base 44 to 784 and encodes 246 amino acids.
CUUCACUUCCUGUCCUCCACCUCGAAAAACAGACUUGAUAACCAUGAAGACCCUCAUCCUUGCCUUCCUGGUGGCUCUCGCUCUUGCAAGAGAGAAGGAGCUCACUGAGUCUGUGGAAAGCCUUUCAAGCAGUGAGGAAACAAUUACACACGUCAACAAGCAGAAACUUGAGAAUUUCAAGCGUCAGGAACAGCAGCAAAGAGAGGAUGAACGCCAGAAUAAAAUCCACCCCCUUUCCCAACAACAGCCUCUAAUCUAUCCUUAUGCUGAUCUCAUCCCUUACGCUGUCCUUCCACAGAAUGUCCUGCCUCUUGCUCAGCCUGCUGUGGUGAUGCCUUUCCCUCAGCCUGAAAUAAUGGAAGUCCCCAAAGUUAAGGAGAACAUCGUUCAUAGGCGCAAAGUGAUGCCCUUUCUUAAAUCUCCAGUAGUGCCCUUUUUGAACAGCCCAAUCCAGACUCUUCCUGAUCUUGAAAAUCUGUACUUUCCUCAGCCUCAGCCUCAGCCUCAGCCUCAGCCUCAGCCUCUGUCUCUGCCCCUGUCUCUGCCUCUGCUCCAGGCCCUGAUGCACCAGAUCCCCCAGCCUCUUCCUCAGACUCCCAUGCUUACUCCUCAGCCACUGCUGUCCAUUCCACAGUCCAAAGUCCUGCCUUUUCCCCAGCAAGUGAUACCCUACCCCCAGAGGGACAUGGCCCUACAAGCCUUUCUGCUGUUCCAGGAGCCUCCCCAUGGGGCCCAUCCUGUGACUCAACCGAUUGCCCCAGUUUACAACUUUGCUCUUGUUUAAGAGAAUUUCAAAGCUAAUGUCCCCUCCUCACUUUUGAAUUGACUGCGACUGGAAAUGUGGCAUCUUUUCACUUGGCAUCCUGAUAGCAAAAAUUAAUAACUUUUAAAUGAAUCUACAUGGAAAAAAUGAGAGUUUUUUCCUUUAUUUACUUUAUGUAUUAUAUGGCAUUCAUCUUAAUCUGAAUUUGAUUCACAAACUCUACAUUUUCCAAAUUUUAAUUCAACAAUACCAUAGAAAUUUAAUUUUGAGUCGGAAAUACCCUAAACAUGGGAAAAAUAUGUAUAGUUUCUGGAAUUGUGUUUGUUAUUAUUUAUCUAUUUCCUAACCAGUCAUUUCAAUAAA